AUGCAAAAGGGAAAUGAUGGACACCUGCUCGUGGGAAUUUCCAGUGAUACAUUUCUGAACAUAACAAAAUAUUUAACAAUCAAUGAAACGCUGAAAUUGAAGCUUGUUUGCAAACAUUUUCAUGAGUAUAUAAAAGAUGAAAAGGCUUUUUAUUUAAACGAAUGGCUCAACCUGAACAAUUACAUCAAAUUUGUCCGUUUUGUGAACCCCGAUAAGUUUAGUGCAUUCAUCCUCUCCCUUUUAAACGAUGAAAAAAAUGUCUACCAAAGUCCUUUCUGUGUUAGAAAGAGCCUCGAAUUUGGAAUCGAGAAGAAGCAGUUGAUUUUGCAUGACAAAUCGUUUUUAAAAAAAAUAACGUUGAAAGGAGAUUUUUUGAGAAAUGCAAAUUUUUAUGAUAUCAGCUUAUUGAUAAAUGCACAUGCGAGAACUCUUGAAGAAUUACACAUUCAUGGUCUGAAUGAUGUGAAUUGUCCUUUGAUAAUUUACUCAAAUUAUGGAAUACUUUUCGAGUUUCUAUCGAAAGAAGUUCUGAUGAAUAAUUUAUCACUUAAUUGUGUAAGCAAGAGUAACUUGAAAUAUAUUCAACAUUUGUUGCUUCAUCAGAAAGGAAGACUAAGAACCAAAAGGAAAAAAAAUGCAACAAGUGGUUUGGGAGAGGCAGGGAGAGAUGCCAAUAAAUGUAAAAACUGCCAUAAGUUCAGUAUAUUCCACGUCGAAGAAGAAAAUGCGGGCGAAGAAGAGCACAGUGGCAUGGAGGAAGUAAGAGAUAAAAAUUGGAAAAAUAAAAAAGGGCAAUUAAACAGGGAAUGUGGUGAAGAGGAGUCGAUGGAAGACGAGAGAUGGGAAAGAGAACCGAUGGAAGACGAGAAGUGGGAAAACGAACCGAUAGAAGACGAGAAGUGGGAAAGAGAACCGAUGGAAGACGAGAAGUGGGAAAGAGAACCGAUGGAAGACGAGAAGUGGGAACGCGAACCGAUGGAAAACGAGAAAUGGGAACGCGAACCGAUGGAAAACGAGAAAUGGGAACGCGAACCGAUGGAAGACGAGAAGUGGGAAAGCGAAUCGAUGGAGAACGAAUCAAUAAAAGAUGAUCCAUCUGGAGAGGAAUCGUGGCUGAGUGACAACUACAACUUUUGCAACUGCAAAUCAAGAUACAUGAACCAGCUAAGUAGAGGAAAAAAGAUACACAUUAUAUGUGAGCAUAUCAGCAUAGUAUACAAUCGGGAUAUGAAAUGUUUUGAAACAAUAAAAAAUUACAAGCAGAAAAUGCACUUAAGUCAUUAUGUAAACAAUUUAAAUAUAUUGAAGAUUUUAAAUUUAUCAGGAAUUCAAAGUUACGAUAUGAUAGAAAUGCUCAUCUCAGUGCAUUUACCAAAGUUAAAGACACUAAACAUUUCAUGCUAUGAUUAUUUCUUUUAUUUCUAUCACAUGCUUAUUUCUAUGUUUCUCUAUGGAAAUGGAAAGGAAGUAUUUUCUCGAUAUCUAAAUUUAAAAAAAAUGCAAAGUUGCAGAGAUAAUAACAAUGGAAAAAAAGUAGAAAACAGUUUUUUACAGUCCAGCAAAGAAAUGUAUGAAUUUAUGAAACAAACAGAUGAAGAAGUAAUUGAAGCCAACAAUAUUUCAACCACUUUCCAAAAAAGGUAUGAACAGGAUGCUAUAAAUUACUAUGAAUAUAAUGUGACUAACAAUGCGAAGAAAAUUUUUUUCACCCCAAAAUAUAAGGAUAAAAUAUGCAACGUCGGGGUGAACCAGCCAGUGCAUUAUGCGGAUGGCACUUACAUACGACAGGAUUCAGAUGCAGAAAAUGUAGUUCAUCCUGUCAUUUACCACAAGGUGGGUUCUACAGAGAGUAGCUGUAGUGGUGGUAGUGGCUGUAGUGGCGGUAGUGGCGGUAGUGAAAAUGGUGUAGACAAGGCAUGCACCAGCAUUCGCAGCAUAGGAAGUGCUGAAGAAAUCGUGGACAAGAAAUUUGGAACCACAGGAAGUAACGGAAGUAUGGAAAGAGAUUACUACCAUGAUUCGUGGGUAUGUCAUGUGCAAAGGGAGAAAAGGAGAUGUGAUGAAGAGGACGAAGGAAAAAUGAAGACACUGAAGAGAGGAGGAUACAUUUGGCUAGUAGAAAAUCAUAAGCACAAGAAAAACGUAAGCAUAGAAAUAUUAUACUUAUUUAAAAACAUAAUCGAAAAAGAAGAAAAGAAAGGAAGAAAAAAUAUUAUAUGUUUAUUGAAUAAUUUAAAUAUAGAACAUUUUUCAUUAUUCAAUUACGGGCUUAGUAGUCCCUUUUUAUGGUUAUUAUUACUUAUAAGAUGUGAGAAUUUAAAAACAGUUGCUAUAUUAGAUUUAUGCUUAUCACAUUUAUUAUCGGCAUUAACAUUUUUAGAAGCAUAUUUAAAGCAAAACUUAUUUAACUUUCAAGGAAUGAUGAGAAGAAGAAGAAAGCGAAUGGGAAGCAUAUACUUCAGAUUUAACGAUGAAGAAGAAAUUCAUUUUGUGAAUCAAAUGUACACAAAUAUUAUAAACGAAUUAAACUUGUCCAAUUUUACACCCAAAAAAAAUAAAGUUCUUCACAUAGUCAUAUAUGUGUAUAAUAAUAAAAAAGAAAACAAACAGUUUAUUAAAUACAUAAGAAAAAUUUCAAGAUCCCUGUGGAGAUGUAAUUAUGUCGUUCACUAUUCUAUCCAAUAUUACAAGUACAAAUAUUUUAACUGCUACUUUGAUAUUGACAAUUUGUACAGAGACUACGUUAUUAACAUUUUAUUAACAAAUCAUAAACUUAAUCAGAAGCUGCUGCACCAUCACCGAUAA
Molecule: messenger RNA, 2805 nt
Organism: Plasmodium gonderi
Lineage: Eukaryota; Apicomplexa; Aconoidasida; Haemosporida; Plasmodiidae
Product: F-box domain containing protein
Exons: 2
Coding region: 1-2805 (934 amino acids)
Source: RefSeq, a predicted model, not a curated record